GCACAGAGUCUUUAAGGCAAGGAAGGAAGCCACAUCAGUCGAGGUGUGCAGUAGAUGGAAACAGAAAAAACCUCUGGCGUGGAUUUACUUGUAAGGCUUUAAAAAAAAAAAAAAAGGACGUCAGCAGUUGAAGGGUUUUGUAAGCCUCACAGUUAACGCUCCUUCAGACCCUUCAGCGGUAUUCAAGAUGGUAUCUAACACAACCUCCGCCCUGAUAGCCCCAACGUUCAGCACUUUGCCGCUCAGUGCUCGGAUCGGCAUCGUCAUCCUGUCGCUAGCGUUUGCACUGGGCUUCCCUGGGAACCUGUUUGUGGUGUGGUCAGUGUUAUGUCGGGUGAAGAAGCGUUCGGUGACCUGUCUGUUGGUGCUGAACCUGGCCAUGGCAGAUGCUGUGGUGAUGCUCAGCGCUCCCAUUUUCCUGCGGUACCUUUCCAGAGGCCCGGACUGGGAGUUUGGCACAGCGGCAUGCAAGCUGGUGCACUACCUGUCAAGUGUGAACAUGUAUGUGUCCAUCUACCUCAUCUGUCUGAUGAGUAUGGAUCGCUGGCUGGCUGUCACUCGACCUUUUCUGUCCCAGAGACUGAGGACGAAGCGGUCCCUGCUGGUUCUUCUGCUCUGUGUUUGGGUGGUGGCUUUCAUCCUGUCACUACCCAUGCCCUUCUACCGCAGUGUACGUAAGCUCCCGCUGCCAAACAACAGAACUUUGAGGCUUUGUUCACUGUACCACUGGAACGUUGUGGGUCAUGAGGUCUUCCAGUUCCUGUUUGAGACCAUCAUGGCCUGCCUGGUGCCCUUCACACUCAUCAACACCUGCUACUCCUCUGUUAUCUGCCGCCUGCGAAGCGCCAUGUUCCAGCGUAAAGGACAAAGCAGCCGCCUCAUCCUGCUGAUUAUCGGUGCCUUUGCGGUGUUUUGGCUGCCCUACCACAUCGUCAACAUAAUACAAGUGGCUGGUCUGCUGCAGGACAGUAAGUCGCUGCUCGCUGCUGCUAAAACAGCUCGUCCCAACGUCACUGCCUUCGCCUACUUCAGCAGCGCCGUCAACCCCAUCCUCUACGUGUUUGCUGGAAGCUCCCACAUCCGCCAAGCUGGCCUGGGCUUCAUGGGCAAACUUUUUGAGGCUACCUACUCAGAGAGCAGGAGCACAUCUACGUCCCGCAUGGGCCGAAUGAGUCGAAGCUCCUCGGCAGAUGAGAGCUCCAUCCUGCACACUCUUUCAGUCAAACUGGGGAGACCUUUUAAAAGCAAAAACAAAGAUAGGAGCGACAGCGUGGUAGACAAGGAAGGGUCUGACCUCAAAACCCUGGCCACUGACCAAACGGAGUAGCUCAAAGCAUUUUCCAUCAACAAUAAAUUACAGGGUGUUUAUGCAGGUCUUGAUAGUGUUAAAAAGUUUGGAGUUUUGAAAUGCUGUUUUCCAGAACUUGAAAAGUCUGGAAUUUUGUGUGACAGUCUUAGUAAAGUAAGGAAAAAAGUUUCUCUUAGUUGAAUUUUAGAGUAUGCUUAAAUGCAGGAUGCGAAUGUGGGGGAUGUCGGAGUGGGUGGGUGGGUGCGGUCCAUAAUUAACGUAACUAAUGCUGGCGUGAAACGAAAGUGAAACUUUACAAACUUUCACUGCCCAACUCCUGGCACAAAAUUUUCACACCUUCUAACCUGUGUCCACUGGACCCCUCCACUGCUCUGUGGGCUCCAUGAAUUUGUCACGUUUGCCCCCCCCCCCCCUUUACGGUGCCCCAAUGCAUGGGGACGUUCACAAAUUCUGAGACUGAUAGUUUGGUUCAGGUGAACGUUAGUGCCAGUAAUGUAGAAUAUAGGUGUAAGAAAAUUGCCACAACCAGCCUGGUUACUUACAUUGGUUGGUUGCCCCCCCGAGGAUGAAAUUCACUUAGCAGAAGUGUGUGGGGGGGUGAUCCCUCCUAACAAAUCACACCCUGCUUAAAGGCAUAUUAUCUUGUAAGAUAAUACAAAAGGAAACAUAAAAAAGUUGAUAUGAUUUCACUAACCGGUCGAUACUGGAAUGAUUCUAGUGUCACUUGUUUGUGUGAUAUCAUGCACUUUUGUGAUUUUCAUAUGAUUUGAAAAUGUU
Messenger RNA from Sphaeramia orbicularis (orbiculate cardinalfish), 2086 nucleotides. RefSeq names its product leukotriene B4 receptor (gene ltb4r). Gene Ontology annotation, molecular function: complement receptor activity; leukotriene receptor activity. Lineage: Eukaryota; Metazoa; Chordata; Actinopteri; Kurtiformes; Apogonidae. Gene Ontology annotation, cellular component: plasma membrane. The record is from RefSeq and is a predicted model, not a curated record. Gene Ontology annotation, biological process: positive regulation of cytosolic calcium ion concentration; complement receptor mediated signaling pathway; phospholipase C-activating G protein-coupled receptor signaling pathway. Bases 188 to 1327 code for a protein of 379 amino acids. The transcript is spliced from 4 exons.